UUUUUGACAUUUCCCAACAAAAAGAAUUAUCGAACACGUCAGCUUAUUAAAUUAUUUUAUAGCCUUUCGGGAAAUUAAGUUAUUUUGCUAAAAUACUGCAAAAUAUAAACUAAAAUAUUAUUAAAAACAAUUCAUAAAUAAUCAAACAAAAUGGUUCUCAUCGCCUCAGCGGUAUGCACCAAGAAUGGCAAAGUGAUCAUAUCGCGACAAUUUGUCGAAAUGACCAAAGCCCGAAUUGAAGGUUUGUUGGCUGCAUUUCCGAAACUCAUGACUUCCGGCAAGCAACACACUUUCGUGGAGACAGAUUCUGUUCGAUACGUCUAUCAGCCCAUGGAGAAGCUAUACAUGCUCCUGAUCACCACAAAGGCUAGUAAUAUCUUGGAGGAUCUUGAAACACUGCGUUUGUUUUCAAAAGUUAUUCCAGAGUAUUGCCACUCCCUGGAGGAGAAGGACAUUCUUGAAAAUGCAUUCAACUUAAUUUUCGCAUUCGAUGAAAUUGUUGCUCUUGGCUAUCGUGAAAGUGUCAACUUGGCACAGAUCAAGACAUUCGUGGAGAUGGACUCGCACGAGGAGAAGGUCUAUCAGGCGGUGAGAGAGACCCAGGAGCGGGAAGCUCGUCAAAAGAUGAGAGAAAAGGCAAAGGAAUUGCAACGACAACGCAUGGAAUCGGCCAAACGUGGGGGAAGCCUUAGCCAUCAUAUCAGUUCGAGUUUGGAAGGUUUCGGACCUACCGGCGGCAUUAGUAGCCAAUCGAUAUCAGCACCAACAAUUGAUUCUACUGAAAUUAAGUCAGCUCCCAAGGCACAAAAACCUAUUCCCCGAAAGGCAUUGCAAUUGGGAGGCAAAACAAAGGACGUGGAUAGUUUUGUCGAUCAGCUAAAGAGCGAGGGAGAAAAGAUUGCCAAUCUUACCCCCAAUGUUGGUGGAAUAGCCUCAACCACAACUGCUAGGCCCAAACUAGUUUCUGAUGUUCCCACCGAGAGUGUCCAUCUUAAGAUGGAAGACAAAUUGGUUGUUCGCUUGGGCCGCGAUGGAGGACUGCAGACAUUCGAACUUUCAGGCUUGUUGACACUGAGAAUCUCAGAUGAGUCAUUUGGUAGAAUCAAGGUGAUCUUAGAGAACAAGGAUAAGCACGGAAUUCAGUUGCAAACACAUCCAAACGUCGACAAGGAACUCUUCAAAACUCGAUCACAAAUCGGACUUAAAAAUCCAGCCAGACCUUUCCCGUUGAACACAGAUGUGGGCGUACUUAAAUGGCGCUACACCACACAGGAUGACUCGGCUAUUCCUUUAACAAUUAAUUGCUGGCCUUCAGAAAAUGGCGAUGGUGGCUGCGACAUCAACAUUGAGUAUGAGCUCGAGGCUCAACGCCUUGAAUUGCAAGAUGUUUGCAUUUCUAUUCCCCUUCCAUUGAACAUUCAACCAUCAGUUGGAGAAUAUGAUGGAUCCUACAAUUACGAUUCCCGAAAGCACGUUCUUCAAUGGCUCAUCCCGAUCAUUGAUGCCUCAAAUAAGGCAGGAUCAAUGGAAUUCACUUGUGCGUCAUCCAUUCCAGGGGACUUUUUCCCAUUACAAGUUACUUUUGUUUCGAAAACUCCAUUCGCUGAUAUUCAUGCCAAGGAUGUGGUUCAUGUUGAUGAUGAAACACCAGUUAAACAUUCAACCGAAUCCGUUUUGUUUGUUGAUAAAUAUGAAAUUGUCUAAACAAACUUUUAGUUUUUAUUUCAAAUAAUAUUAUUUUUCUUUUUGCUUUUUGCUGUUAUAUUCGUAUUCCCCCCAAAAACUACACAAACAAAAUAUAAAUAUACAUAAAUAUAAUUAUACAUUAUUCUCUUAUUUUUACUACACCUAGGUACGUAAUAAUAAAAUUAUUAUCAUAAAAAAUGUUUAAUUAUUUAAGGUGAGAAAAAUAAGUGUGUCUUUGAGUGCGACAUAACAUCUGCACCAUUAUUUAAAAUGUUUUUAUUUUUGUUUUCUUUCCUCGGCGCCAUUUGAUUAAGGAGAUAAAGAAAAAGUUAUGUACAUCUAUAGAAUGAUAAUAAAUUGAAUCAAAUAAUAUAUAUAUAUA
Molecule: messenger RNA, 2068 nt
Organism: Eupeodes corollae
Lineage: Eukaryota; Metazoa; Arthropoda; Insecta; Diptera; Syrphidae
Gene: deltaCOP
Product: coatomer subunit delta
Exons: 9
Coding region: 151-1704 (517 amino acids)
Biological process (GO): retrograde vesicle-mediated transport, Golgi to endoplasmic reticulum; Golgi localization; endoplasmic reticulum to Golgi vesicle-mediated transport
Cellular component (GO): cytosol; COPI vesicle coat
Source: RefSeq, a predicted model, not a curated record